GUAGUUGUCAUGUUGGAACAGCCGGACCUCCGAACCACCGGAAACCCAUUGCCUUCUACGGUCGGAUACCGAGCUGGCUAGGCAUACGGCGAUAUCGCCAUGAUAUCAUGACACCUGCCGCCUUGGCUUUUUAACUAGAACACGCCCAUCCCUUUGUAGUGGACGUGAUGAUCCCUAAUCCAUCCUUCAACCGAAGUUCGAAGAAGAGGCAAUACCAUGCUCACAGAGAUUGAAGAACUCGAGAUCCAUGUCAUCGUCAACGAUGAACUUGACCCGAUCUCUCCAAGCCCCAACCCUGCCGUAAAGGCGGCGAGUCGGUUUAUGGGAAUUCCACUGACGCCGUUGAAGUCGGGCACCCAACGGGGUGGAGCGACUAUGGAAAUGCGCAUGGAUAAUAUAUGUUGCGCGGCUCACGGAAUCUCGUUGCUCCUCGUUGCCACGAAGGGCUCCCGGAAGCACUACCUUCUCUUCGAUGCUGGACCCGAAGGCGCUGUGUGGGAAAGAAAUUCUCGCCGACUUAGGACCGAAGUUGGCAAGAUUGAGCAUAUUACUCUCUCUCAUUAUCACCGAGACCACUCCGGUGGCCUGACUACGGCAAUCGAACUGAUAAAUCUCAACGAGCCUGGCUCAAAACGUGUAGUGGUGGACGUGCACCCAGAUCGGCCUGCAUUCCGAGGGGUACAGGCAGAUCAACCAAUCUCUCUCGAAGCCGAUCCUUCUUUCGAGGAGCUGGAGACAGCCGGAGCUACUUUACUAAAAAGUGACCAAUCUCAUACUGUGUUGGAUGACUUUUUCCUUGUCUCGGGUGAGAUACCUCGCAAAACUAGUUACGAGGAUGGUAUCCACGGAGGAUUGCGCUUCAAUGACUCAACUGCCCAAUGGGAAGAAGACACCUUGAUUAUGGAAGAACGAUAUGUGAUGUGUAAUCUAAAAGGUAAAGGUCUUGUUGUUUUCACCGGUUGCGGUCACGCAGGUAUCGUGAACACCUGUCAAGAUGCAGUCAGGCUGGGAAACGGCAGCCCUCUCUACUGCGUCGUGGGUGGAUAUCAUCUAGCGGACGCGGACGAUGCUAAACUCAACGCGACGAUGGAGGAUUUGAAGAAGCUGGAUCCCAAGGUGCUCCUAGCCGGACAUUGUACGGGCUGGAGAUUCAAAUGUCAUAUUGCGAAAGACAUGCCCAACUGCCUGGUCCCAUGUUUCUCGGGUAGCAAGUACACUCUCUGAUUUAGUUUGUUAAACGUGAAUUUGAAUGCAAGGAUGCCUGAGAUCGGUUUACUACAACGCUUUGGUCCCAUCGGUAGUGUGUACGGCUCAUUUGCAAGCACCCGAGGCUUUCCUGGGGUGGUUUAUCCUCCGGAGCAAAGGUACCCACAUCAACCGAUAAGUGGGGAUAGAAACACUAGCUCCAUUACGCUAUCCUGAUAUGCUCGGAUUGCCGAAGGACCGGACCUAC
Molecule: messenger RNA, 1453 nt
Organism: Aspergillus pseudotamarii
Lineage: Eukaryota; Fungi; Ascomycota; Eurotiomycetes; Eurotiales; Aspergillaceae
Product: MBL fold metallo-hydrolase
Exons: 4
Coding region: 217-1224 (335 amino acids)
Molecular function (GO): transferase activity
Source: RefSeq, a predicted model, not a curated record